AUGCCUUCUUAUGCUAAAUUUUUAAAGGAUAUGCUUUCUAACAAGAAAAAUCUAGAAGAGAAUGCUACAGUUGCUUUGACUGCAGAGUGUAGUGCUAUAUUGCAGAAUACUCUCCCUAAAAAAUUAGGCGAUCCGAGUAGCUAUUCAAUUUCAGUGAAGCUUGGGGAUAUCGAAAUUAACAGGGCAUUAUGUGAUCUUGGUGCAAGUGUGAGCCUUAUGCCACUCUCUAUAUGUAAGAAGCUGCAAAUGGGUGAACUUAAACCCACACGCAUAUCUCUACAACUUGCAGAUAGGUCAGUCAAAUUUCCUUUGGGUGUACUUGAGGAUGUGCCUCUUCGUGUAGGUAAAUUCUUUAUUCCCUGUGAUUUUGUUGUGAUGGAAAUGGAGGAAGAUGCAUAUGUUCCUAUUAUUCUUUGUAGGCCUUUCUUAUCUAAUGCAGGUACAAUUAUUGAUAUGAAGAAUGGUAAGAUCACCUUUGAGGUUGGUUAUGAGAAAAUGGAAUACUCACUUUUGAAUGCUAUGGGUACUCCAUCUAUGGGAGAGACUAUUUGUCAGGUAGAUGUGCUUGAUGAUUUGCAGAAUGAGCAACUUCCUUUGAGAAAAAUAGAUGAUGCACUUGAAACAGUACUAGUAGGGAAGGAUGAUGAUGGAGAUUGGGAAUCAAAGGAGUAUAUAUCAGGCUACUUGAAGAAGCAAAGGCCAACCCAGUCACUACUCCAAUCAGGGAAGUACUUAGUGCAGUGA
Molecule: messenger RNA, 744 nt
Organism: Chenopodium quinoa (quinoa)
Lineage: Eukaryota; Viridiplantae; Streptophyta; Magnoliopsida; Caryophyllales; Amaranthaceae
Exons: 1
Coding region: 1-744 (247 amino acids)
Source: RefSeq, a predicted model, not a curated record